GCCACCUGUAAACACCCCAUUGGCUCUUUCUUGAUUCCACAACAAAACAACCUCUCCGAUCAGAGACGGGUGGAUACUGGAUAGACCCAUAUUGCGCGCUCUCUCUCUCUAAAGUGACAAACAACUCCUCACAAGAAGAAGAAAAGGAGUAGGACUCUCUCAAACACCAUGGCUCUCCGUUUCUCUCUCCUCUUCCUUUUCUUUCUCCUCCUCACGACUUCGUUCGUAUUCGCCGACGACGACCUAAACAACAACGACGAUUUACUAAUCCGUCAGGUUGUCGACGACGAUCAUUUGUUAAACGCCGAACACCACUUUUCGAUCUUCAAGCGGAGGUUCGGCAAAACGUACGCCACAAAGGAGGAGCACGAUUACAGACAUAUGGUCUUCAAGGAUAACCUACGCCGAGCGAAGCGCCGCCAGAGGCUCGACCCCUCCGCGGUCCACGGAGUGACUCGGUUCUCCGAUCUGACUCCGGCUGAGUUUCGCCGGAACUUCCUCGGUUUGAAGCGUAAGCUUAAACUUCCGGCCGAUGCCAACCAAGCUCCGAUCCUUCCGACCAGUGAUCUUCCUGCAGAUUUCGAUUGGAGAGACCACGGUGCCGUCACGCCCGUAAAGAAUCAGGGCUCGUGUGGAUCGUGCUGGUCGUUUAGUGCGACUGGGGCAUUGGAAGGUGCUAAUUAUCUGGCGACUGGAAAUCUUGUGAGCCUUAGCGAGCAACAGCUUGUGGAGUGUGAUCACGAGUGUGAUCCAGCUGAACCAGAUUCAUGUGACUCUGGGUGCAAUGGUGGGCUAAUGAAUAGUGCCUUUGAGUACACUCUCAAAGCUGGUGGACUUAUGCGAGAAGAAGAUUAUCCUUACACUGGUACUGAUCGUGGCACCUGCAAAUUUGACAAGACCAAGGUCGCGGCAAAAGUGGCUAACUUCAGCGUUGUCUCCCUCGAUGAAGACCAGAUUGCUGCAAAUCUCGUUAAAAAUGGUCCUCUUGCAGUGGCAAUCAAUGCAGUUUUCAUGCAGACAUAUAUUGGGGGAGUUUCAUGCCCGCUCAUUUGCUCGAAGAGGUUGGACCAUGGUGUGUUAUUGGUGGGGUACGGUUCAGCUGGCUUUUCUCCCAUUAGAAUGAAGGAUAAGCCAUACUGGAUCAUAAAGAACUCUUGGGGAAAACAUUGGGGAGAGAAAGGAUACUACAAAAUCUGUAGGGGUCACAAUAUUUGCGGAGUAGACUCCAUGGUCUCAAGUGUAGCUGGUGUUACUACCACCUCACAGUAGCCAUAUGAUACGCAACAAUAUUGAUUGCCUUGUCGUGUCUCUGUAUUUAAGCAGCUUAUAUUUAAUUGCAAGAUUUCUGGCUCUCAGAUUACCAAAACCAAGAACACAAGUUAAUGUUAUUAGGUGCCUCUGUUUCUAUUUUCCUGCUCUAGUUUCGAGUAGUCUAGGAUUGCCUUACUCACUUACUUUUUAUGCUAUGAACAGUAAAGUUAAUUGCACUCGAUGUCAAUUUGAUUCAAGUAUGU
Ilex paraguariensis (yerba mate) is the source of this 1514-nucleotide messenger RNA. Lineage: Eukaryota; Viridiplantae; Streptophyta; Magnoliopsida; Aquifoliales; Aquifoliaceae. The record is from the annotation of a GenBank genome assembly.